Molecule: messenger RNA, 4324 nt
Organism: Ictalurus punctatus (channel catfish)
Lineage: Eukaryota; Metazoa; Chordata; Actinopteri; Siluriformes; Ictaluridae
Product: kelch-like protein 10
Exons: 1
Coding region: 397-2244 (615 amino acids)
Molecular function (GO): protein binding
Source: RefSeq, a predicted model, not a curated record
GUAAUGUUUCUGUAUAAACAUACAUCUCUCUCCAUCUAUAAAGCUAUUAAACAAACAAAUAAAGAAAUAAAUAUACAGCCAUCAUUAACUAUUUCAUCAUCAUCAAUAUUUAAUCAUUUUAAUGUAGAAUUAAUUCCAUUUGGGAAAUUCACCCUGGGAGGUGGGUUUUUUCCAGGAAAAUAAACGGUUCUUUAUGCUGGACGUGUGCAUUUUGGACAUGCGCAGGAUUUAUAGCUGUUUUUAAAGCAUUUCACAGAGACUGAUCCUGAACUGCAGGUUUCUGUCAGGUUCACUGCAUCCUGUAUAUAUCAGUGGUUACAGAAUUAGAAUUGGAACCUUGGAAUCAGAACAUUGCGAGAUGAAAAGCUGAUCUGCAUCAGCACAAUCCACAUUCAGAUGAAAGUUGUACAUUCAGUAGCUCUGACUUGCAUAAAAACUGGACAGAAAAUAAGUAAACAGGAAGAAGAGAAGGGAAUGCAGAGGAAGGUGGACGGGAUGUCUUGCAACAUCAUCAAUGAGCUGCGGUUAGAGAAGAAGCUCUGUGAUGUAGUCAUCAUGGUGGAUGGCGCCAAGUUCCACGUGCACAAGAACAUCCUGUGCAGCUGCAGCCCAUACUUCAUGGUUCUCUUUACCAAAGGCUGGUACCCUCCUGAUAAGCUCAGGUACAGCAUCCCUAAUGUUUCCGCCGAGAUAAUGGAGCUGAUCGUGGAGUACGCGUAUAUAAGACGUGUUAACAUCACAGAGAAAAACGUGUGUAAGCUGCUGAUUGCUGCUGAUUAUCUGUUGGUGAGCAGCCUGGUGAACGAGUGCUGCGCGUUCCUGAAGGCUCAGCUGUGUCCAGAGAACUGCAUUAACCUCUGGCGUUUUGCUCACUCCUACUUCUGCGAGAAGUUGAAGCAGCAGGCCUUCCGGUUUAUCUUGCACAACUUUGAGGAGAUGGUGCGCCUCUCUGAGGACUUCCUGGACCUGACGGUCAUGCAGCUGAGCGAGAUCAUCGAGAAGGACGAACUGAACGUGAAACAGGAGAGCGUGGUGUUUGAAGCCGUCUUACAGUGGAUCAAACAUGAGCCAUGGAAACGGAAAGCACACAUAGGAGUGUUACUGCCCAAGGUGCGUCUGGGGCUACUGACACACGAUUACCUAAUGAACAAUGUGAGCAACAACGUUUUAGUGAUGGACGACAUGACAUGUAAGCCGAUCGUCACCAGAGUUCUGAUGGGCAUUGAUGACCUCAACCCAAGCCUUUCUCUCAGCUCUGAUCUCACGAGACUCCGCCUGCCCAGCGCUGUUCUGCUGGCCAUCGGUGGCUGGUACCAAAGGAAUCGCACCAAUGCCAUAAAGGCGUAUGAUACGCGAGCGGCACGCUGGGUAUGCGUCACGUGCACCGAUGAGAGUCCACCGUCUGCCCAUCACGGGACGGUGUAUCUAAACGGCUUCGUGUACUGCAUCGGAGGAAUCGACAGUGAGGAUUUCCUCUGCAGUGUGAGAAGGUUUGACCCCAUCACCAGAAUCUGGGCUCAGGUGCACCCCAUGCACUAUUGCCGGUGUGACGUGAGCGUGUGUGUGCUGGACAGUCGUAUCUAUGCAAUGGGAGGAUUUAAUGGCUUCGAACAUCUGAAUACGGUAGAGCGAUAUGAACCUGAGAAUGAUCGGUGGUGCAUGAUCGCGCCAAUGCAUGAACCAAGGAGUGACUCUAGCGCUACAGUACUGAAUGGCAAAGUGUACAUAUGUGGAGGGUAUGACAUUUUCGGGUGUUUGUUCACGGGGGAGUAUUACAGUCCUCAGACGGGAGCGUGGACCCUCAUCACCCCCAUGAUGAUCAGAAGGUGUGGACUGGGCGUGGUCGCGUAUGGAGGAUGGGUUUACGCUGUCGGGGGAAAUGAUGGUGUUAAUCACCUAAGCGAUGUAGAGGUGUAUAAUCCUCAGACCAACGUGUGGACACAAGGUCCAGCCAUGAACAACCAGCGCAGCCACUUCAGCAUUGAGGUGCUGGACGAUCUCCUGUUUGUUGUUGGAGGAGAGAACAGCACUACCAUCAUAGAUGAAGUGGAGUGUUAUGAUGAGCAGACUUCUGAAUGGCAUGCAAUUGAAAACAUGGGGAUUUCUUGCCAUGCUCUGAGCUGCUGUGUGCUGUCUGGUUUACCCAACAUGGCAGAUUACGCUGCUCCCCGAGACGAUCCCUACAGAGUCCCUCAGAGCUCACAGAGCACCAGAGGCUACCUCACACCUCCUGCCAACGUCUGAGACGUACAAAUAAACCUCUCCCUUCAUCAGAAUCCUUUUGUUCUCGAGAAUGAAAUUAACCAUUCUGAAGCAGUCAAACUACUGAAUUUGCCUUUGUUUACUCUCUUAUGCUGCAAGCCGUUGUACUGAAACUCGUAAAACCACAACGUCCCUCAUGGAGACGUGCAAUGGAACAGUCCUGAGAGCUCUCACACACACACGUACACAUACCUGAGAUCACAAUGACAUGGCGGCACUCAUGUGGUCAACGCUAAACAGAAUUCCCUUCACGUUAUUUUCUACGUGAUGAAACUCAACUUUGUUGACUUGUAGCUUUUGUGUCAUAAGUUCAGGUUUGUGACGUAAUUCCGCUGAUUUUAGCCCAAAUUCACUAAUUUGAUAAAAUCACUGUAACGGAUCAUGUUUACGAGCAAAGUUGAAGACAGGGGGUGUAUUAUACAUUAUUUCUCUCUGUGCAUCACAGGAAUAAUUCAUGUAAGUCUUAUUAAUAUGUUUAUCAAACUCAAAUAUGACCUUGUCAGAGUAUCCACAAUUAUUUCUGAGCCAGAACGCCUUUAGAUCGGAAUGCCGGAAAACGAGGAUGGGAGAGAGAGAAUAUGCGUGUGAGAGAGAGAUGAUGGAGAAAGAGAGAUGAAUGAAGAUUAGAUAGAAAGAAUAAAAAGCAGAAAGCAAGAGGGGGAAAAAAAGUGAAAGACAAACACACUACAUGAGGGACUGACAGAAAAAGUUUGAAACAAAAACGUGAAAAGAAGCGUAAAAAAUAUUGGAGAGAAAGAAAGAGCAAAAAAGGAACAAUAAAAAUGAUAAAUAUGAAAGAGAAAGAAAUCAUAGUAGAGGAAUAAAAAAAAGGUAGGACACAAUUGCUAAAAAGCAGGAGAAACCGUGGAAAAGAAGAGGAAGAGAGACAAAGAAAAAAAGAAAGAGAGGAAGGAGAAAAGCGUGAGAGAGGGAUGAAAGAAAUGAAGCGAGAUUAACGUUUCACCUUGAAGAUAGUUUUGUCAGCGAUGUACUUUAACAUCCCCUGUGUGAGCGGUGGCCUGAUCACUACGGCAACACAACCCUGGCUCGGGUUCAUCGGCUGGGCGGAGUCGUCCACGCCCACCUGUUCUUCUGUCACCAUGGCGACGGACUGCAUCAGACCCACCAGGUCCAUGAGGAGGGAGACAGCGACGGCGCGGAUGUUGAAGUCCAGCUCAGAGAAACAUGUUCAUCAGAGACUCGAGCCACCGAGGAGGCGGAGACACACCGCUGCUGUCUGACAUCACCAUCACCACACACACACACGUCCUUAAUAAUCAUACUAAUAUUAAUUAUUAUUGUUGAUGGUGAUGUUAAUAUUCAUCUAUAAGUAAUUAUACACUGUGAUUAGUAAAAACAAACAGCAAAUAAUAAAUAAAUCAGUAAUAUAAAUUAAAAAAACUAAGUAAAUCCAGAAUAAUAAUCAGAAAACUUUCAAUUAAACAAUAAUAUGCAAAUGUGAGAGUAUGUUCUGUUUAAUAUGCGCUGGUUAAAUAAAAUCAUUUUGGCAGCCGUUAACGUAGAUACACACUCCUUCUGUUCAAAUACACAGAUGUUCAAAGGUCUCUCUGUUAACUCCGCCUCCCCAUGGUUAGCCCCGCUCCCCGUGUGACCCGGGGCGAUGUAGAGCUCCAGCAGUCUGCACAGAAAGUGCUGGAAGUGCCCGAGGCAGUGCUGCAUCACAGGAGCAUCCAGAGAACCAGGCUGGAGUUUAGGAUCGGACUGGAGAGGGGCAUGGUCAUCAGACUCCGCCUCCUCGUACUGAACAAAAUCUGUAAAGCUGCUCUCUGGAGAACGAACUGCGGAGGGACUUUCCCUGUCCUCAAACAUGUCCUCGCUGACCGGGACAUCAAGACAUAACCGGGCUGGGGGGGAGAGAGAGAGACGAGAGAGAGAGAGAGAGAGAGAGAGACAUCUCUCGUCUCGAAGGGUUUUCUCUCCCUCACCUAGGGUUCUCUCUCUCUCUCUCUCUCUCUCUCUCUCUCUCUCUCUCUGUCUCACCUAGUAUUCUCUAUCUCUCUUUCUCACUCUCUCCCUCACCUAGGAUUCUCUCUCUCUGUCU